This is a messenger RNA of Capsella rubella, 1876 nucleotides long. RefSeq lists its product as uncharacterized. NCBI's taxonomy places the organism in Eukaryota, Viridiplantae, Streptophyta, Magnoliopsida, Brassicales, Brassicaceae. Gene Ontology annotation, cellular component: endoplasmic reticulum. The transcript is spliced from 4 exons. Gene Ontology annotation, biological process: GPI anchor biosynthetic process. The record is from RefSeq and is a predicted model, not a curated record. Bases 267 to 1613 code for a protein of 448 amino acids. Gene Ontology annotation, molecular function: catalytic activity.
AGAAGAUUUCAACCACGUAAAUAAGCCAAAGACCAAUUUCCAAAGAAGCAAGCAACUACUGCCUCUUCUUUGUGGUUCAUAGAGGGGCUGGCUUCAAUAAUAUAACAAAAAAAACUUGUUUCCAAAAUCUCUCUCUCUCUCUCUCUCAUUUCUGAAUAUAUAAAUAUGAACCCCAAACGAAUAAAGAGAAGAGUUCUCUCUCUCUCUCUUUCUCUCUAUUUUUAGACAAAAUCAGCUUUAAAUGCGAUCGCCCCUUUCUACCUGAUAUGUUGAACCUCAUCACUUUCCUCCGCCGUCGUCUCCGGCGUCCCCAGAAUGCCAGAAUCUCCGUCAACCACCACCGCUCUCGUGAUGUGUCGCCGUCCACUGUAACAGUUGGUUCCCCUGAAGCAACUGAGAGCCACAGUCAUCAUCAUCAUCAUGUGUUUUCAUCGGCAGCCGCGAUCCACCCAAACCCGGAGAAAGCCAUCACUGUGGCCACCUUCAACGCUGCUAUGUUCUCCAUGGCUCCCGCCGUUCCCAACGACACGCGUAUGCCUCUCCGCUCCAAGUCAUCCGUCGACCGCCCCAAGAGCAUACUCAAGCCCACCUCUCCUAGUUCUCAUGACUCCAGAAGACAACAACAACUUAGGUUUGCCAAGUCCAGGCUGAGGAGGGUCUCCAUCAAUCUCCCCGACAACGAGAUCAGCCGCCAGCUCAGCUUCCGGGAGGAUCCACACCGCUCUCCGCUCAGGGCUACUCUCUCUUUCUCCGGGGAGAUCGGUCCCCGCACCACCAGAACGGCUCUUGAAGUACUGAGGGAGCUAGACGCUGACGUCCUCGCUCUCCAAGACGUCAAGGCAGACGAAGCUGACCAAAUGCGACCACUCUCGGAUCUCGCCGCCGCGCUGGGGAUGAACUACGUCUUCGCCGAAAGCUGGGCGCCGGAGUACGGGAACGCCAUUCUCUCUAAGUGGCCCAUCACACACUCCAAUGUUCUCAGAAUCUUCGACGACACUGAUUUCAGGAACGUGUUGAAGGCGAGCAUAGAUGUUCCGGGGAGCGGGGAAGUGGAAUUUCACUGUACUCAUCUUGAUCACUUGGACGAGGAGUGGAGAAUGAAGCAAGUCGAUGCCAUUAUCCAAUCUACCAACGUGCCUCACAUACUCGCUGGUGCUCUCAAUUCUCUCGACGAAUCCGACUAUUCCCCUGAGAGAUGGACCGACAUCGUCAAGUAUUACGAAGAGAUGGGUAAGCCGAUACCAAAAGCACAAGUGAUGAGAUUCUUAAAGACCAAACAAUACACUGACGCGAAGGACUUUGCUGGAGAGUGCGAAUCUGUGGUUGUGGUCGCCAAAGGCCAAAGUGUACAGGGGACAUGCAAGUACGGGACACGCGUGGACUACAUACUUGCUUCCUCGGACUCACCGUACCGGUUCGUGCCAGGGUCGUAUUCGGUGUUGUCUUCCAAAGGAACCUCGGACCAUCACAUAGUGAAGGUCGAUGUUGUAAAAGCUAGAUCGAUCAACGUGGACGAGCAACGACCGAUAAGACACAAACAGCAGAGAGUUUCAACGUAUAAUAACUCGGCUCUCACAAAGGCCUCAUGGAGGACGCAUUACUAUAAAGCGUGAGCAAUCUCUAUACUACAAAUUUAAACGUUAGACGUUUUUGUGGACUGCUUAUAGUUAUUAACACAGUUUGAGAUCCGUUUAUAAUAACUGUGGAUGUCUCUGUGCUGAACCACCAAGUCUGAUCUACUCUCGCCUAGAUUUCCCCAUAUUUUUACAUUCUUUUGGUCUGCUUUUAAUGAUAAGACAUCGUGGCUUGUUUAACCGAAACGUAUACUAUUCAUGAGUGAAUAACACUCUUCUUAAUUUUAUUUUUCUUUCUUUCU